This is a messenger RNA of Zootoca vivipara (common lizard), 9501 nucleotides long. The record is from RefSeq and is a predicted model, not a curated record. Lineage: Eukaryota; Metazoa; Chordata; Lepidosauria; Squamata; Lacertidae.
GGGAUGCCUGGGUUAGGUGUUCUGGAUAUUUAUUUUGCUUGAUUAUGGGUUAGGUGCCGACUUGGUCUUGCUUAAGGUGGGCCCAAUGAAAUAAAUUGGGGCUUAAAGUAACCCCCUGAAGCUGCCAUUUACCUCUUUGCUCAGUUACAGGCAAUGACAGCCUACCUGUGAGAGGGCUAUUGAGAGGUUACCCUGAGAUCCUUGGAGAGAGGGAGGAUAGAAAUUUUGUUUCUGGGUCUAUUUCAAAUACCGUUGCUUAACCAGUAGAACUUGUGAAGCAGUAAAAUACUAAGCAUUGCUACGUAGCUGAUGCUUUCAUAGAGUAAAAAUCAGCAGAAAAUGCAGAGGGGAAAGGAAUAGUUUUAUUGAGCAUGGCUAGAGUGCUCCAUUGAGUAACCAGAGGUAGAUCUUGCAUUUGUUUUGGAUGAUUUCGAUCCUUUGGUCAUGCUUGCUGAGAAGUAUCUUACAUCGUUCACAGAUUGCCCUUGAUGCACAGUGAUACAACCCCCAUUUGGAAGACUUGGCCAGAGUUCUGUAGUUGUAAUUCUCUAUUUUGUCAAUGAAACUUAAAAAAAAGAAAUUCUGAAAGCAAGUGUGGAAGGAAGGGAAGCAAGUAGAACUUGUGAAGCAGUCAAAUAGUAAGCCCUGACUGAUAUGUCACCCUCGGUGUAUUGGGUGCUUUUACAGAGUAAGAUAAGAAAUUUCCUGUCUUUGCACUAAGUUGCAAAUGCAUUAAGAUGAAAAUCCAGAGAAACCACUUUGUCGCACAUUCAGAGCCAUCACAGAAUGAAUUAAAGCUCAUUGCUUGCAUUUGAAAAGAACAGGCAGAUUCCCCGGUGCCAGCUGCACCUUUUUUUCCCACACCGUUAAAAAAAACUAUAUUUGAAAAUGCAGUGACUUUCCCAUUGCAAGAAGAUGCAUUGGGCAGAAGAAGCCUAGCACCGGUGUCCUGCGCCUGGGCGACCGUGACACUCAGAACAGGCUCCUUUGGGUGGAAUCGGCAUGCAGUAGUUGCAUACAGCGUUGGUUUGCAUCUAUGUAGGUGCCCCCCUCCUCCCAAGUUGCCGGGGUUGCAAAACAGGGAGAAAGCAGCAGCUGCUCAUCUUUGGCAGCGGAAGAUUAUGGUGGCAGCUCAGCACUAGCAAAAGCAGCAGCAGCAGCAGCAGCGGCUGAAGCAGCAGCAGAGCAGGACUUUGCCCGGAUGCAUUUUCCCCUGAAAACCAUCAGCAUUGCAAAGUGCAGCCCCGAGACUUGGCAGCCAAGCAGGAAUUGGAAGCGUUUGUAAAAGGAAGGGAACUGGCAAGGAACAGCAGGGGUGGAGGGAACCACCACCAGCAGCAUUUCCCCCUGUGUGUUUCUAGGGAGGGGGGGGGGUCGUCUCUUAUCAUGGCGGAUCGGACAGCUCCUAGAUCCCAGCUGCGUCUGGAGUGGAUAUAUGGGUAUAGGGGUCACCAGUGCCGCAACAACCUGUACUACACGGCAGGCAAGGAAGUGGUUUACUUCGUGGCUGGAGUCGGGGUGGUUUAUAACACCAGAGAGCAUACCCAGAAAUUUUUCCUGGGGCACAACGAUGACAUUAUCAGUCUAGCUCUGCACCCGGAAAAAACUCUGGUUGCUACAGGGCAAGUUGGGAAGGACCCUUACAUUUGCAUCUGGGACUCCUACAACAUACAGACGGUUUCCAUCCUGAAGGACGCUCAUACCCAUGGAGUUGCCUGCUUGGCUUUUGAUUCGGACGGCCAGCGUCUAGCUUCAGUGGGACUAGAUGCCAAAAACACAGUCUGCAUUUGGGAAUGGAGGAAAGGAAAACUUAUUGCAUCAGCUACUGGCCACUCAGACAGGAUCUUUGAUAUUUCCUGGGACCCAUAUCAACCCAACAGAGUGGCUAGCUGUGGAGUGAAACAUAUCAAGUUUUGGACGCUGUGCGGAAAUGCCUUGACAGCCAAAAGAGGAAUAUUUGGUAAAACAGGAGACUUGCAAACUAUCCUCUGUUUGUCCUGCGCAAAAGAUGACAUCACAUACUCUGGUGCUUUAAAUGGAGACAUCUACGUCUGGAAAGGGCUCACCUUAGCCCGCACGAUUCAAGGAGCUCAUGGUGCUGGCAUUUUUAGCAUGUAUGCAUGCGAAGAAGGUUUUGCCACCGGUGGGAGAGAUGGCUGCAUUCGAUUGUGGGACACUGUUUUUAAGCCCAUAACUAAAAUUGAUCUCAGGGAAAAUGAGCAAGGCUAUAAAGGUUUGUCCAUCCGAAGCGUGUGCUGGAAAGCAGACCGGCUUUUAGCAGGGACGCAGGACAGCGAAAUAUUUGAGGUCAUUGUGAGAGAAAGAGACAAGCCGAUGCUCAUAAUGCAAGGUCACUGCGAAGGAGAGCUCUGGGCCCUGGCGGUGCAUCCCAAGAAACCGUUAGUUGUUACCGGCAGCGAUGAUCGAUCUGUGCGCUUAUGGAGCCUUGCUGAUCAUGCCUUGAUUGCCCGUUGCAAUAUGGAAGAAGCUGUGCGAAGUGUAUCUUUCAGUCCUGAUGGGUCUCAGCUGGCACUGGGAAUGAAGGAUGGUUCCUUCAUUGUUCUGAGAGUAAGAGAUAUGACAGAGGUUGUUCAUAUCAAAGACCGGAAAGAGGUAAUUCAUGAAAUGAAGUUUUCGCCAGAUGGCUGCUAUCUUGCAGUGGGUUCCAAUGAUGGCCCCGUGGAUAUCUAUGCAGUUGCGCAACGGUACAAAAAAACUGGAGAAUGCAACAAGUCUUCUAGCUUUAUUACUCACAUUGACUGGUCUCUGGACAGCAAAUUCUUGCAAACUAAUGAUGGUGCGGGAGAACGCUUCUUCUACAGGAUGCCAUCUGGAAAGCAUUUAACAAGCAAAGAUGAAAUCAAAGGGAUUCAUUGGGCUUCCUGGACGUGUGUGAUGGGAUCAGAAGUGAACGGGAUCUGGCCGAAGUAUAGCAACGUUACAGACAUCAACUCUGUGGAUGGAAAUUACAAUAAUGCAGUUCUGGUGACUGGAGACGAUUUUGGAUUAGUUAAAUUGUUCAGAUUUCCUUGUCUAAAGAAAGGAGCUAAAUUUAGAAAAUACGUUGGCCAUUCUGCACAUGUUACUAAUGUCCGUUGGUCGCAUGACUUUCAGUGGGUGAUAAGUACUGGAGGUGCAGAUCACUCUGUUUUUCAGUGGCGGUUUAUUCCAGAAGGUUUAACAAAUGGAAUCCAUGAAACAGCACCCCAAGAAAGUGGCAUAGAUUCACACAGCGAAGAAUCUGACUCCGAUUUAUCUGAUGUGCCAGAGUUAGACUCAGAUAUAGAGCAAGAAGCUCAAAUCAACUACACCCGACAGGUUUACAAAGAAGAUCUACCUCAACUGAAACAGCAAAGUAAAGAGAAAAACCACUCAGUGCCCUUCCUUAAAAGAGAGCGAGCCCCCGAGGACAGCUUAAAGCUGCAAUUUAUACAUGGUUACAGAGGCUAUGACUGCCGAAACAAUUUGUUCUACACACAGACUGGGGAGGUGGUAUACCACAUUGCCGCUGUUGCUGUUGUUUACAAUAGACAGCAACACACCCAAAGACUGUAUCUCGGUCACGAUGAUGAUAUCCUCAGUCUAGCCAUCCAUCCUCUGAAAGACUAUGUUGCUACUGGACAGGUUGGGAGAGAUGCCACCAUUCACGUGUGGGACACUCAGGCACUCAAAUGUUUGUCGCUGCUAAGAGGCCAACACCAAAGAGGCGUCUGUGCCCUUGAUUUUUCAGCUGAUGGAAAAUGUCUGGCGUCUAUUGGGUUAGAUGACAAUCAUACCAUCGUACUCUGGGACUGGAAAAAAGGAGAAAAGAUGGCAGCAACCAGAGGCCAUAAAGACAAGAUAUUUGUCGUGAAAUGCAACCCCCACCAUGCUGAUAAACUGGUAACCGUUGGAAUGAAACACAUCAAAUUCUGGCAACAAGCAGGUGGUGGUUUUACCUCCAAGCGUGGCAUCUUUGGAAAUAUCGGGAAGCAGGAAACCAUGAUGAGUGUUUCAUAUGGACGAAUAGAGGACCUUGUUUUCUCUGGAUCUGCCACAGGAGACAUUUACAUCUGGAAAGAUAUUUUGCUGCUUAAGACGGUGAAAGCUCAUGAUGGGCCUGUAUUUGCCAUGCAUGCCUUAGAUAAGGGCUUUGUGACAGGUGGGAAGGAUGGAGUGGUGGCACUUUGGGAUGACACGUUUGAGAGGUGCUUGAAGACAUACGCCAUUAAAAGAGCAGCAUUGUCGCCUGGCUCCAAAGGGUUGCUGUUGGAAGAUAACCCAUCCAUUCGUGCCAUCACCUUAGGACAUGGGCAUAUACUGGUGGGAACAAAAAAUGGGGAGAUUCUUGAAAUUGAUAAAAGCGGCCCCAUGACUCUGCUUGUGCAGGGGCAUAUGGAAGGGGAGGUCUGGGGUCUGGCUGCGCAUCCCCUCUUACCUAUCUGUGCAACAGUGAGCGAUGAUAAAACUCUGAGGAUCUGGGAACUUUCCUCUCAACACCGUAUGCUGGCUGUGAGAAAGCUUAAGAAAGGAGGGCGGUGCUGUGCCUUCUCCCCCGAUGGGAAAGCCUUGGCUGUCGGGCUGAACGAUGGGAGUUUUCUGGUAGUGAAUGCUGAUACUGUAGAAGAUAUGCUUUCCUUCCAUCACAGAAAGGAAAUGAUAUCUGACAUCAAAUUUUCCCGAGAUGCAGGGAAAUAUCUGGCAGUGGCUUCCCAUGAUAAUUUUGUAGAUAUUUACAAUGUGCUUACCAGCAAAAGAGUUGGCAUCUGCAAAGGGGCAUCCAGCUAUGUCACGCACAUUGACUGGGAUUCAAGAGGGAAGCUAUUGCAAGUCAAUUCUGGUGCCAAAGAACAAUUCUUUUUUGAAGCUCCGAGAGGAAAGAGGCAUGUUAUAAGAUCCACCGAGAUUGAGAAGAUCGAGUGGGACACAUGGACUUGUGUCCUUGGUCCUACCUGUGAAGGGAUUUGGCCGAUGCCCAGCGACGUCACCGUUAUCAACGCAGCUUCUCUUACCAAAGAUUGCACGCUCUUAGCUACAGGGGAUGAUUUUGGGUUCGUAAAGCUCUUCAGAUACCCGGUCAAGGGUCAGCAUGCUAAGUUCAAGAAGUACGUGGGGCACAGCGCCCAUGUGACUAAUGCCCGCUGGUUACACAAUGACUCUGUGCUUCUGACAGUGGGGGGAGCCGACACUGCUCUGAUGAUCUGGACUCGAGAAUUUGUGGGCACCCAAGAAAGCAAACUAGUGGACAGUGAGGAGUCAGAUACGGAUGCCGAAGAGGAUGGAGGUUAUGACAGUGAUGUUGCAAGAGAAAAGGCAAUUGACUACACCACGAAGAUCUAUGCCGUGAGCAUCCGAGAGAUGGAAGGCACAAAACCGCACCAGCAGCUGAAGGAGGUUUCCGUGGAGGAAAGGCCUCCAGUUAGCAGAGCUGCUCCUCAACCUGAGAAACUGCAAAAGAAUAACAUCAAUAAAAAAAGGAAACUGGUUGAGGAGUUGGCUUUAGACCAUGUUUUUGGGUAUCGCGGAUUUGAUUGUCGCAACAACCUUCAUUACCUCAACGAUGGUGCUGAUAUUAUUUUCCAUACUGCUGCAGCAUGCAUCGUUCAAAACCUUUCCACAGGAAGCCAGACUUUCUACCUGGAGCACACAGAUGACAUCCUCUGCCUAACAGUCAACCAGCACCCAAAGUACAAAAACGUGGUGGCAACCAGCCAGAUUGGUACAACACCUUCUAUCCACAUAUGGGAUGCUAUGACUAAGCAGACUUUGUCUAUGCUGCGUUGCUUCCAUUCCAAAGGAGUGAAUUACGUCAACUUCAGCGCUACUGGCAAGCUCCUAGUGUCUGUGGGAGUUGAUCCUGAACAUACAAUCACAGUGUGGAGAUGGCAGGAAGGUGCUAAAAUUGCAAGCAGAGGAGGCCACCUAGAAAGGAUCUUUGUUGUAGAGUUCCGUCCAGAUUCAGACACCCAGUUUGUCUCUGUUGGAGUCAAACACAUGAAAUUCUGGACUCUGGCUGGAAGCGCUUUGCUCUAUAAAAAGGGAGUCAUUGGUUCGUUGGAAGAUGCCAAAAUGCAAACCAUGCUUUCUGUGGCCUUUGGAGCGAACAACCUUACUUUCACUGGUGCCAUAAAUGGAGAUGUUUAUGUCUGGAAGGAUCACUUUCUAAUCAGACUGGUGGCAAAAGCUCACACUGGGCCCGUCUUUACAAUGUACACAACACUUCGCGAUGGACUCAUUGUUACUGGAGGGAAAGAAAGACCGACGAAAGAAGGAGGUGCUGUGAAACUGUGGGAUCAGGAGAUGAAACGCUGCCGGGCAUUUCAGCUUGAGACAGGGCAAAUCGUGGAGUGUGUCCGUUCCGUGUGCCGAGGCAAAGGCAAAAUUUUAGUGGGAACCAAAGAUGGAGAAAUAAUUGAAAUUGGAGAAAAAAAUGGUGUUUCUAACCUGCUGAUUGACAGCCACAUGGAAGGAGAGAUUUGGGGCUUGGCUACUCAUCCCUCCAAAGACAUCUUCAUCUCUGCUAGCAAUGAUGGCACCGCAAGGAUCUGGGACCUUUGUGACAAAAAACUUCUGAACAAAGUGAAUCUGGGCCAUGCUGCCAGAUGUGCCGCCUACAGCCCCGACGGCGAAAUGGUCGCCAUCGGCAUGAAGAACGGAGAGUUCAUCAUUCUGCUCACGAACAGCCUUAAAGUGUGGGGCAAGAAAAGAGACCGCAAGUCUGCCAUCCAGGACAUCAGAAUCAGCCCUGACAACCGGUUCCUGGCAGUGGGCUCACAGGAACACACUGUUGACUUCUAUGAUCUCACCCAAGGCACAACCCUGAACCGCAUCGGCUACUGUAAAGACAUCCCAAGCUUUGUCAUUCAGAUGGAUUUUUCCGCAGACAGCAGAUACAUUCAGGUAUCGACAGGUGCCUAUAAACGCCAAGUCCACGAGGUGCCAUUAGGGAAGCAGGUGACGGAUGCAGUGUUCAUUGGGAAGAUCACCUGGGCCACCUGGACAAGUAUCCUUGGAGAUGAAGUCAUUGGUAUUUGGCCUCGAAAUGCGGAUAAGGCAGAUGUCAACUGUGCUUGCGUAACCCACGCUGGCCUGAACAUUGUCUCCGGGGAUGACUUUGGACUAGUCAAACUCUUUGACUUCCCCUGCACUGAAAAAUUUGCCAAACACAAGCGUUACUUCGGCCAUUCGGCUCACGUCACCAACAUACGCUUCUCUCACGAUGACAAGUACGUUAUCAGCACAGGAGGAGAUGACUGCAGCGUAUUUGUAUGGCGAUGCCUUUGAAGGUCACUUUCCUCCAGUUCCGCUCUUGCUACCACCGCCAUGUGAGUGCCAAACAGGGAUGCCUCCCAAGACCUCAGCAGGCGGCUUUGUUACAAAACGCUGCGUAGAUUCUAAAUGUGUGAAACUUGACCUAUGUUGGAUGCCACAACCAUCCCCCAACCAUUCAACCAUUGCGAAAGAAGGAAAAAUUACCAUAUUUUUCCAUGUAUAAGACUAGGGUUUUUUCCUUUAAAAUGUCCAACAAUUCUGGGGCGUCUUAUACACGGAUAGAUCUCCCCCCCCCCCAAUUUUCUUAAAUUGGAGUCCCCCAAAAUAGGGGUGGGUUAUACAUGGGGGCCGUCUUAUAGACGGUAAAAUACGGUAAUUGAUUUGGUCCUUAAGACUGAAGGAUGCCCAGUUUGGUUUGCACUAACGGCUAUCUGUCAUGGGUGCUUCAGGUGAGAUUCCUGCAUUGCAGGGGGUUGGACUAAUGAUUAUUGGGGGUCCCUCCCAACUCUUAUGAUUUGAAACCUCUCUUGCUGAAAAUCAAGUGUCCUAAUCUGCGAAGCCCAUAGUGCAAACUUAAGCUCCAGUAGCCUUUUUGACAACAAAACAAGUUGCGAUUUGAAGAUUAUUUUUAAAAAGUAUUCGUGUUUUCAUAAACCAAACCAUUUUGAAACCACCCACAACAAAACCUUAUUGGGCAAGGGACGCCUUCGGAGUAAAGAAAGCUUUGAGCCAUGGCUAUUUUUAUACUGAGCAAAUUAUUAUUCCCCCCCUCUCCUUCCCAAAUAUUUCUGGUUUUAAAAAUAAGUUCAUUUGCCAGUUUUCUAUGAAGUGCCUUUUGAAAGCUUUGCCAGUGGUACAGGAUUCCUGCCUGUGUCUGCUUUCUACUCUUGGUGCUACAACUUCCACAACUGACGAGGGCUGACAAAGUCAUUUCCCCUCCUGCUCUCCCACUCUUGAUGUUCAAUUCUCUCUUCUUUUGCUUUUGUAUUUUAUUUUGUAUUUUAACUUGAGUCUCAACUGGUUCUUUUAACAAGAGUGGGUGGGGUGCAAGGAAAGUCUCAUAUAUAUAGCUGCCCGUCAAAUUAAAUCUGCCACGUAUCAAAUGCAGUCUUGAGGAUAGGAGUGGAGGGCUUGUGGUCCUCUGGAAGUUGGUCAGCUCCUACUCAGGUUUCCAUAAGGAAAAAGGGGAGAUUAUUCUCUUUCUGGUCCCCUCCCACUUGCAGAAGAACCUUUUCCCGCUUUGUUUCUAGGUCGGGGCCAAUAAUGGCAAUGCUUUCAUAAAUAAACCUUCCUCCACCUUUGUUCCAAAGAUUUGGCAAACAAUUCGGCAGCUACACACAGGCUCUCAGGCAGGGGACCAAGAAGCUGCAGAAUUUUGUUCCUCACCCAGAAAAAUCCAAUAGCAGUGGUAGAACAUGCCUCCUAUACUUAGAAGAUUACAGGUUCAGUUUCCUGUACUUUACAGGGAGGAAAUGGAAAGAUCCUUUUGCCCCAAGGUACUGGGUUUGGGUGCUAUGGUUAAGGCUGCAAUAGUUAGCUGGCCACUGAAGGGAAAGGGCUCCUCCUAUCCUCUUUGCCAAGUCAGGCAGGGCCAUCAGCAGCUGCUGAAAGAGGCCACUGCAUCCUCCUUUGCUAGCAAUACUCUACAAACAGAUAGCCUCCCUGCAUAAGGACAAGCAAGGGUAAGCAGCUCCACUCCUAGGUUUAAGAGAGAGCCAAAAUAAAACUGGAGAAUUCUCCAGACGGGUAGGAGAGGGGAUCAGCGUCUAAUGUGCAAAAGUGCUACCAUUUGUUGAGAGUCGAUCAAUAGAAUAUAUUAAUGCCUUACAUGCCUCUAUGAUUUCCGACACACAGGUCCCUAUGCAGUCUUAUUCCCAUACUCUUCUCUGUUAAGGAAGCCUUUCUGUAUUAGGCAGUGUAAUCAUAUUGAGCUGUUGAUGUCAGGUGGUCACCUUGUUUGCCUAUGUUGUAAUGCUGGCCUUUUCAUAUUGAUUGUAUCCCAAUUCUUUUUUUAAAAAAAAACAAAUAAAAUGUGACAGAAUGAAUUGCUAUGUAGUGAAAUUGUGCAAAAAUAUUUAAGAGCAAUAGUGUGUGUGUGUGUGCCAGGAAGAGAUUUGUUUGUAUUUGUUUAUAUGGUUUGAUUUUAGGAACAAUAUACUCAGACCUGAUGCUGUAUUAUAAUGUAAAUUAAAAUAGUACUUGCAUGAGUUUAUUUUUCAAGCGAUCCAGUAAAAGAUUUAUGAUUUGAAA